Molecule: messenger RNA, 2468 nt
Organism: Chara braunii
Lineage: Eukaryota; Viridiplantae; Streptophyta; Charophyceae; Charales; Characeae
Source: the annotation of a GenBank genome assembly
UCGGUAGGUAGUGAAAGCUGGAAUUGAGUGAAAAAUACAGCAGGGAAGCACGUAGAACACUCUUCUUCGGGGCACCGAGGCGGGAGGAAGAAGGGGAAAGCCAAAGCCAAGACGAAGACGAAGGCUGCCAUCGCCGACGUCGGUUGUUCCCGCUUCGCAGGUCGUGUGUACGGCGGCCGCAAGCAUGCCGGUGGCGCGCAAAGGGGACGUGUCUGAAAUGGGGCUUUAUUGGACUCGAUCGACAGAAGGGUGUGUUGUCCGGGACCACCACGGUGGGACACCUGGACUGGAGGUGCGGAAUGAACCUGGUCGUAGAGAUGGUCUAGAGAGCUCGCACGUGGGCGAUAACUUGCCGGCGUCUUAUCGAUCCUCUCCCGCCUUUGGGGUCCAGGCUGAACGAGAAGAUGCUGACGUGGCCGCGUAUCGGCCGAUCGUGGUGCUUUUCGGCUGGAUGAUGAGCAAGAGGGUGCAUACGACAAAAUACGCUCAGCUGUACAAUCAGUCGGGAUGGGACACGCUGACGUGUCAUCCUCCAACUCUUCACAUGUGGCUCCCGACCAGAGCCCUGCACUUGGCAAUACAAGUUCUGGAUGAGCUUGUGAAGGAACUCCAGGGCAGACUCCGUCCUAUUGUGCUAGCAACAUUUUCUGGGGGCUCAAAGGCUUGCCAUUACAAGCUAUUACAGGAUGCAUACGGUCAUAUUCGCAGGUGUGUGGUUGGUCAGAUAUUUGACUCGAGUCCGAUUGACCAUGUGAGUAGCCUUGGAGUAAGGUUUCUCUCGAGAAGACCGGGUCACCCUGCCUCACCUGUAAGGACGGCUGCUGCCUGGGGCGCAGCAAAGCUCCUCGACUUCUUUAUGUUGUCAGAAUCUGAGCGGCAAAGGGUCGAACUGCGGCAGACCCAAGUUGCUUCUGCAGUGAUUGGUCCCAUGCUGGUGAUUUACUCCAAGGAUGAUGAUCUUGCGCCUGCAGAGUACAUAGACAGGUUUAUUGCCGACGUGACGGCCUCUGGAGGUCGUGCACACAGCCUAUGCUGGGAGAAGUCGGAGCACGUGGGUCAUCUUAGACUCCACCCCACCGAAUACUCAGCAGCUGUAAGCGCAUUCUUGUCCUCAUGUCUCAUGAUGUCACAGUCGGGACAGCACGGCGUCUUCCGUGAUCUCUUGUGUCCAGCAGGACCAGCAGGGCUGUCGAAGUCUACGAAAUUCGCAGCCUUCCAACCCACGAACUUUUCGACCACUCGUAACGAAUUCACGGCAACGGAUGCGAUCUAUGGAAGCAACAGGGAAUACGUUGACGAGUCUGACGCUCUGUUCAUGCGGGCCACGUUGCGAUCUCCUCCUGAGUAUAUCGCAUCGGACACCAUACGCUGCGAAUCGACAGGAUCGCUGCCCUAUGCAGGAGCAGUGGAGGGGGCAGGAGCAGCGGAGGGGGCUCCGGGUGAGCGGACUGCUGGCACGAAGCCGGAGAUUGAGCAGGGAAAGAGUCACAGUACCACUGAAGAAGGCGCAGGGGGAGACGCGGGGAGCGAGGGUCGGGCGUCAGGGGGUGAUCCUGCCAAUGCAAAGGCCAAAAAUUGUACAGCUGAGCAAUCUUCGUCUUUCAUCUCGCUGCAGUCUCGUCCCGUUGCAGCAGCCAACGGAGCAAAGCCAGUACCAGCAAAUGGAGGGGACAGUGCCAAAGCUGAAGCUUCGUUCUCAGGACAUGCGGCACCUUUUCUAACAUCGAAGCUUUAAAUGAAACUGGCGCAGAAGGGGGGUCAGCAAAUGCCUUCCAUUUCUUUACAGGGGUCUGCUGAACCCAUCCUUCUCUGCACUUCUCGCCGGUUUCGCCUGCUUACCACUCUCUGCGACUCCGCACCCCAAUUUCUCUGUCAUUUCAGACCUCUUUCUGGCCCUCUUUGCGGUGUUUCGGACUACCGACUUCACCCAAAUAGAACGCCCAGUCAUUGCAGCUGUUACGUGGGGUAAUUUCUAGUCCAGAUACAGUUAUACUGACCAGGUGUUCUAUUCGGGGGUGGACAAGGUAGCAACACCUGUCUUGCCACAUCCAGAAGAUAAUGAUAACAAGGUAGGUAAGGUAUGAGCCCUGACCUGGGAGGUGGGGACCACACUGUAUAGGACUCUUGUCUCCAUUCUUUCCACCCGAGCAGGGUGGGGCGGGGGGGGAAGUGGGAGAACCACACUGCUGGCCCACACAGGAGAAAAAAGCCACUUUUGUCCGAAAUACAAAGCGAAAGAGGAAGUGACUGUACAUAGACCCUCUCUCAAUAAUGGGAAAGUGGAAAAGGACCAUUUAGAUGUAGUAGGUAGUCCGUUCUUUUCGUUCACACAACUUCGCACCAAUUUCGUAAUUAAUCUUUGUAAUUACCAUUGUGUACAUUAGGCAACCAAGUUGAUGUUUCGACAGGUCUGUCUUCGAGCCACACAUGUGGUAGUAGUUCAACUGCAGUAAAUAUUGAAUAGUAAU